Molecule: messenger RNA, 3193 nt
Organism: Syzygium oleosum
Lineage: Eukaryota; Viridiplantae; Streptophyta; Magnoliopsida; Myrtales; Myrtaceae
Product: disease resistance protein RUN1-like
Exons: 4
Coding region: 38-3193 (1051 amino acids)
Biological process (GO): defense response; signal transduction
Molecular function (GO): ADP binding
Source: RefSeq, a predicted model, not a curated record
CGACUCUGGUGCUUCAUUUUCUCUGGGACUGGUCGAGAUGGAAGGCUGCGAUUACGAAGUGUUCUUAAGUUUCAGAGGACCAGACACGCGCACAGGCUUCACCGAUCAUCUCUAUACCCGUCUCACAGAUGCAGGAGUCUGUACCUACAGAGAUGGUGAAGAUCUCCACAUCGGUGAAGAGAUCGGCCCGGAUCUCCUCGGGGCGAUUGAGCAGUCGAAGAUCUCCAUACCCAUCUUCUCUAGAAGUUAUGCUUCCAGUAAAUGGUGUCUGAAGGAGUUGGCCCAGAUGGUGGAGUGUCGGAAAAGGAAGGGACAGGUAAUCAUGCCCAUUUUCUACUAUGUCGAACCAUCCGAGGUUCGAUACCAAACCGGAGGUUACGGCGAGGCCUUGCUUGUGCACGAAAACAAGAAGCGAGUGGAUGAUGAGACCAUCCGCAAGUGGAGAGCUGCUCUCAAUGAGGUUGGAGGGUUAAAGGGAUGGAACACAGCAAACGUGGCUAACGGGCACGAAGGACAACUAGUUAAAGAGGUGAUUACCAAGGUUUUAAGUGAGCUGAAGAAGGUGUAUUUGGUGGUUAGUGACUUCUUGGUUGGUGUUGAUGACAGUGUGAAAGAAGUUCUAGGGAGGAUAGGCACCGACACCAAUGAUAGAAAGAUCUUGGGAAUCCACGGAAUGGGUGGCAUUGGAAAAACUACUCUUGCCAAAAUGGUCUACAACGAACUUUCUCAGGACUUUGUUGACUGUUGUUUUCUCGCUGAUGUUAGAGAAACUUCACAUUCAAAAGGAAUUGUGUGUUUGCAGACUCAACUAAUCUCAGACCUCUCAAACCAGGCACAUCAAAGUAUAAAUUCCAAGGACGAGGGAAUAAUGACGAUAGAAGAGAGAUUUUCACGUAAAAAAGUUCUCAUUCUUCUUGAUGAUGUUGAUGAAAAGGAUCAAUUAACUGCACUUUUGGGGAGGCGAAGUUGCUUUGGUCCAGGAAGUCGGAUACUUAUAACAACCAGAAAAGUGAAUGUUCUACGUGAAUUCGGAGUAAAAUUGACUUAUUUUGUUGGUGGUUUGGAUCCCGAAAGAUCCCUUCAGCUAUUCAGUAAGCAUGUUUUCAGAAGAGAUCACCCUCCAAUUGAGAAAAUGGAACAGUCUAGAGAAAUUGUGAAGAUAGCAGAAGGUCUUCCGUUGAUUCUGGAGGUUAUGGGUUCAACUUUAUCUAUAUGUGGACAAACAGAAGAAAUGUGGGAAGAUUACUUGGUGAAGUGGAAAAAGGGUCACAUCAAUAAUUUUAGAAGUAAGUUGAUGAUCAGCUAUGAAACAUUAGAUCCCAGUCAAAGAGAAAUAUUUCUUGAUAUAGCUUGUCUUUUCGAUGGAUAUGAUAAGAGUACAGUAAUAUACAUGUGGAGAGACUGUGGUUUAUGCCCAACAGAAGGUCUUGAAGUUCUUCAGUUGAUGUCAUUGAUUAAAAUUGGAGAAGAUAACAAGCUUUGGAUGCACGAUCAACUCAAAGAUCUCGGUAGAGAAAUUAUUUCUCAAGAAAGUGGGGGCGAAUUAGAUAAGCAAAGUAGGUUGUGGAAUCACAAGGACGCAUUGGAGAUAGUACUAAGAGAGAAGAAAAAUGCAAAGCUCGAAGCCCUCUGUUUGAAGUUUGAGAAAUGGUCAGAGUAUCGUUUCACUCUUGAAGGAUUUGCAGCGCUUCCAAAUCUGAGGUUCCUUCAGGUGGAUAGCCAACCCCUCGUUUAUGAUAGAGUUGACCGUUUUUUCUCCCAAGCUACACUUCUUUGGCAUAACAAGUCCUUGAUUGUGUCGCCUACGUAUUUUUCACUGAGCGAGAACCAACUACUUCCCAACUUAAGAUGGCUCUCUUGGCAUAAUUUUCCUCAGUGGAUACUCAAGAUAAGCUAUUUUUCGUUGAGUAAUUUAGUCAUUCUUGAUUUUUCAAGGAGUAAAAUUACUCAUGAUUGGAAUGGAUGGAGGCACAUAAAGAGAGCAGAGAAAUUAAAAGUUCUUGACCUUUCGGAAUGUCGACACUUGAUUAGAACUCCCGAUUUCUCUGGACUCCUAACGUUGGAGAGAUUAAUUCUCGAAAGUUGUCGAUAUUUGGCUAAGAUUGACUCAUCAAUCGGUCAACUAAAGCGAUUGGUUUUCUUGAACUUGCGCAGUUGUAUUAGUCUUCAUUAUCUACCAAAAGAGUUGGGUGGAUUAUCAUCUCUCAGGGAACUUCUCCUUCAUCAUACUAAUAUAUCAGAAAUUCCUGAUUGGUGGGGUAUAGAGAACUUGGAAAAUCCCCAUGAACAAAUUUCACCAUCAGAAGUAGGGGAUUCACUCAAUUGUCUAACUUCACUAUUGACACUUUCAUUGGACGGUACAGAUAUUACUCACCUACCCAACUCCAUUGGAGUGCUGACAAAUCUUGAAAGCUUAUCAUUGAGUGGGUGCUUCUAUAUGCACACACUUCCAUACUCCAUUAAGGAAUUACGAUCAUUGACCGAGUUAGAUCUAUUCGGCACAAGCCUCACUGAGUUACCUGACUCUAUGGAAAGUCUGGAGAAUUUAAAAGCAUUGAAGUUAUGCUUGUUUCAAGAAUCGGUUGUACCACCCUUGCCGAAGCUUCCAGAAAGCUUGACUUCUUUGGCAAUCGUAUCUGAUGUACCAAUAGCCGAUCCUGAUCUUUCCAACUUGAUUAAUCUGAAACUAUUGUUGUUCAUCAUCGCAGUGCCUGCGAUCUCUGGCCGACCUAAGUUGGUGCAAGUUCCAGCGCCUUGGUGGAUUGGGAGAUUAUCCAAAUUGGAAGUCUUGACGCUGGGUCACCCAAGCAUUACAGACCUAUCUCCUGAGUUAGGUGCGCUUCCUCGCUUGAAGACCCUUCAGCUUUUCGAUUGCUGUUCUCUGGAAUGCAUUCCGCAGAUUCCCUCGAGUGUCACAAAGCUUCAUAUUGGAAAAUGUUCAUCGUUGACCACACUCGAUAUCUCAUAUUUGAAGAACCUAGCAGAACUAUAUGUCUUGGGUUCGUCAAUAGAGGAUCUUUCUAGGCGUGAACCUUCAAACAAUCUGCAAGAGUGGAAGAUAAGUGAGGAUUGGGGGGCCGAUUUAGAGCAGAAUUUUUUAAAAAUGAUGUGGAAACAGCACGGACUCACAACAAUUAUGUACUGGACUAGGUUUAAUGAUUCAAUUAAGGCACGUCACACUAUUCGGAUAUGA